UGUGAGAUGGAAUUCUCUCUGGGUUGAGAUGUGGCUUCUUCAAAAAUAUUAAAGAAUUAAGCAUGGAAGACUGCAGAGUACUAGAACAUGAAUUAUCAUUCUCAAAUCUGAAGAAUUUGACCUCUUUAACAAUAACCCACUUCAACAAGCUUAAACAUAUCUUCUCACCAACUGUUGCUCGAAAUCAUACGUUGCAAUUGAAAGAGUUGCGCAUCAGAGAAUGUGCAGAAUUGGAGCAAAUCAUUGAUGUUAAAGUUAGUGAAGAAGUUGGAGCAAAUCUUCUCCAAACUCUAUCAUACAUUAGAGUGGAAAAGUGCCAUAAAUUAAAAAAUCUGUUUCCUAUCUCCAUAGCUCGGGGUUUUCAACAACUGAAUUUCCUAAUUGUAAUUGAUAACUCCGAAUUAGAAGAAAUAUUUGGAGAUAAUGAUGUGAUUGAUGAGAAAGAAAUCCAGUUGCCUCAACUUCAGACAAUAUACCUGAAAGAUUUACCAAGACUCACCAACUUUUGCCAUGUGGAUCAUCACUUCAUAUUUCCAGCACCACCACUUCGUCAUUUGGAAGUCAUAAGAUGUCCACAGAUAAGUACAAGAUUUUCAUGGGAUGAAGAAAAUAAAAGUGUGCAUGCGGAAGCAAAGGCACCCAUAAUAAGUAGCGCCGAAGAUGAUAGUCAGCAAGAGCAGGAACCCAAAAUAGGUAGCCAAGAUGAUAGUCAUGAAGGGCAGGCACCUGAAAGAGGCAGUGAAGAUGAAAUUCAUGAAGAGCAGGCACUUGAAAUGGGCAGUGAAGAUGAUAGUCAUGAAGAGACGUCUACAGAUCUCAUUUGCUGCAGGGGUGAUUUUCGAAAAUUACCUCGGUACAUGAAAAAUAAAGAGCUUUAUUCCGAUUCUCAUCCAACAAAAUGAAGAAAAUAACACUGAAACUUAGUAACAUGCUCAUCAUUUCUAA
Molecule: messenger RNA, 945 nt
Organism: Pistacia vera
Lineage: Eukaryota; Viridiplantae; Streptophyta; Magnoliopsida; Sapindales; Anacardiaceae
Exons: 2
Coding region: 63-902 (279 amino acids)
Source: RefSeq, a predicted model, not a curated record